ACCUGGCUCACCUGAGCGAACGCAUUCCUCGCCGUCGAACAGUCGUCUCUAGCCAUUCGUGCAAGUAGAGACGCCAAUAUGACGUAAAGCUGCAAAACGAAUAAAAGUGAUAUAUGCAAAGUACUACAAAGAUAUUGUCAUACUUUUAUGGACUCUCUGAAUAUAUUUAUUAAACAUAUGUGAGUGUUGUGCAAAUAUUUUGAACGUUUUUGUGCCGGUUUUGAAUGUAUUACAUGUGAUACUUGAUGUGAAAUUACUCCAGGGACGAUUCGAGAUUACGCAUUCAGGACAUUUCACUCGUUUACCGAUGAUGAAGAACCACAAGGAAGAUUUAAAAAAAUAGUAUAGUUGAUUUGAUUUAAUUUCUCUUGGACAAGUGUUAAAUAGUUUUCCUCUAUACACAAUGAUAAACUCAAAAACAUAGCAUCACCUGCCGAGUGUUCAGAAUCAAGAUCUUUGUUAUAUCUCCGGAAUGGCGCGCAGAGUCGCAAGUAACCACUAUGUGGCGACACAUAGCUCCCCUGAGGGAUAUUUAGUGAGAAAUGGUCAUUCGAAUGUUGCCUACAGCACCGAUGGCGAAGACUCCCAUAGAGCCGCUUCUGAGUAUAUGAUCUCAAACGAACGAAGUUUAUCUCCGAACCCACGAAAGCCUCGAUCGUCAUCCCACCAGCACCUGAACCACCAUCACCACUCGAGUCAGCAAGCGCUGUCGGUGCCCUCAGUGCACCGGCACGGUUCGCACACAGCUCUCACGCCCAGCGGUGGACCACCGUCGAGACCGCCACCCAGGGCUCCUAGCCAACUCAGCUUCGGCGAUAAUGGAUCCGAUAUAUAUGUUACUAGUGCGGCCUACAAAGCACCUUCGGAGAUCAGCCGUGGGUCGAGGUAUAGUCAGCCGGCGCGCAGCGUGUAUUCUUACCGGAGCGGAGCGGCGCCGUCUGUUGCGUCGACCCGGAGGACACGUCGAUCCGCGGGUGUCAAGGCGGAAGCUAUGGUCGCACCUAAUCCGUUCUGCCCAAACGUGAGAGGAAUGUGUUGCCUCUUGCUACUACUAAAUUUGGGACUGAUACUUGUCACAUUGGGUUUCGUGAUUGUAAUUCAAUUCUUCGAACCACUUUUUGUCUGGAUACUGGGCAUAGUGUUCCUCAUAUUCGGCUUCUUGACGCUGAUAGGCUCCCUUAUCUAUUGUGUGGUGGUGUGCCGAGAAUCUCGAGGUCCGCGAGACCUUAAUCCUGAAGAACUUUAUUGGACGCACCAUUGGCAGAAGAGUAUUGGCCACACGCCGAGUGCCCAUGGCUAUAGCAAGCACAGUGGCUUGGACGAGAGGGACGGCUAUGGCAGCGACAGAUAUAGCACUGCCAAAUAUUCGGAUAGGGACAGCACUAGAUACUGAAAAUUAAGGAAAAAGAGGUAUAUAAAACCAACGAUAAUUAGUUGGAAAUAGCAUUUCCAAUAAACUUGCGAAAAGGUAAAUUUGAGUGCCAAAAGGUACUUGGGUAUUCUAGUGUAGAGCGAUGAAUUUUAGGUCAUUUUUAAAGUGUCGUAAAAGAAAGCAAUUGUUUAUCAAUAUUAUUGAAAUACGAUGCAAAAAUUUAAAAAAAAGUUGAAAAUUGAAGAAACUGGCAGCUGAUGAAGUGGGGGGUCUCAAAAAAUUGGCACCUCAGUCUUGACACGAUUUCACCUCCUAGCCAUCCGAAAUAAAAGAAAUAAAAAGAUUAUUAAUCUACAAUGAUGUCGCAAUCGCCCGAACCAGCGAUGA
Messenger RNA from Ctenocephalides felis (cat flea), 1759 nucleotides. RefSeq names its product transcription factor Sox-8-like. The record is from RefSeq and is a predicted model, not a curated record. The transcript is spliced from 5 exons. Gene Ontology annotation, molecular function: DNA-binding transcription factor activity, RNA polymerase II-specific; RNA polymerase II cis-regulatory region sequence-specific DNA binding. Gene Ontology annotation, biological process: regulation of transcription by RNA polymerase II. Gene Ontology annotation, cellular component: nucleus. The coding region runs from base 473 to 1393 and encodes 306 amino acids. NCBI's taxonomy places the organism in Eukaryota, Metazoa, Arthropoda, Insecta, Siphonaptera, Pulicidae.